AGAUUCGGCUUGAAAUGCGAACUGAAUCAGUUUUCUCCCCCAGCCCUAGUCUCAGUGGGACUUGGCUUCUGUGUAAACACGCAUAGAUUCAAUCUGCAAAAAGUAUCUUGCCUGCCUGCCUGCUUCAGAUCUCUGUUUGCCAAUCCUCCUCACAACAACUUGCAUUUUCAAGGCCGGGAGUUGGGAGUUUGAGUUUUCUAUCUCCAGAGCUGCAUUGUGUGAAGAUAACUGGGGCAAAUUGUUCUCUGAGACUGCAGCCAUUGAUUAGGAAUUUCUAGACUUUAUUGGGUGCAAAGAGAAACUCCAAAACAUAUGGACUGCCCUCUCCGUGAAAUCCCAGUGGCCAAGGAGAGCAAGACUUUCAGAAAUUAAAGAGCAACACUUUAGCGACUCUCUCUUCUCCAUGGCAAUUAUUCUCUGGCCCUCUAUACCUAAUUUCCACAUGUCCCCGCUCCCCUUUUGAUUUGCAUAGACCUUCGAAGAACAUUUCAAAACAGCUGAAAUCUUCCUUCUUGGAAGCACAAUAAAUCAUGCAAAGAUAUGCAGGACUGCCCACCUAUGGGUUUCCUGUUAUUAUUUGGAAGUAAGCCCCACUUUUUUGUGCUUCCAAGUAUGCUUGCGUAUCUUGCAGGCCUAGGCUGCUUUCCCAUGCAUAUUACUCAAGUGAUAUCCAAUACAUGUCUACUCAAGUAAGCUCCAUUGGGUUCAAUGUGAUUUACUCCAAGUUACAGAAGCAGGCGACGGAAGCGUGCGCGCAGAAACCUUGCUUUGCUGUGAGCGACUGUUAUCUACAACAUCAAGCAAUGCCUCUUGCAGAUAUGAGACUUGUGCAAGAUGAGCAACUUCUAAACUAUGACCCCAAGAAGGAGGGCAGAAAGCACAUACCCAACCAAGCUGGCCAUGGCGAGUCCAGCUCCAGGCCUCAGAAGGAACUCCAAGUGACCAUUUGCUUACUGCUGGUGGAGCUGUGUGAAAAGUUCACGUUCUUUGGCAUUGUCUGCAAUAUGAUUCUUUUCUGCACAGUCAAGCUUGGCUAUCCCAACCACCAGGCGGCCACAAUCAGUCUCUGCUUUGUAGGUGCCUGCAUGGUGACCCCCCUUCUGAUGGGCUGGCUUGCCGAAUGCCCGGUGGGGCGGAUCAAAUUGGUAUAUCUCUGUGCAUUGCUACAUUUUGUAGGUACAGCCCUGUUACCUGUUGUUGCCUUCCCCUUUGAAGAUUUCUUCAUAGAUAAGCACUACGUCCUUCACACCUUGGCUAAAAGAGAGCAGCAGGUCCUCUUUUAUGUGGGAUUGUUUGCUACCUGUCUUGGCUCAGGAGGAAUAAGAGCCAUUGUGUCCCCCUUCAGUGUUUACGACCUUGAUGCCUAUGGACAAAAGGAGCUUCUGUCAUUUUUCAACUGGUUUUACUGGCUGGAGAAUUUAAGUUCUGCCAUCGUCUUGGUUGUCAUUUCAUACAUCCAACAGUCGGUGGCCAAAAACCUUGGCUUUCUUAUUCCCUUUGUGUCUGUCCUGAUGGCUCUGAUCACCAUUUACAUGGCACGCGGUGAACUGAUUUACCAGCCACCAAAAAGUAGUUGCCCAUUGACCGUCUGUGGCGUAGUUGCUAAUGCACUGAAAGUGUGCUGUGUAAAAUGUCGCUACUUCAGUGAGGGCAUCGCAAACUGGCUAGACCAUGCCAAGGAAAACUAUGGUGGCCAGUACAGUGAAACUCAAGUGGAAAGCACAAAAUCACUUGUCCGUCUCUUUCCCCUGUUUGCCUUCCAAAUCCUCUACAGGAUAUGUGUUGUACAGAUACCGUCAGGAUAUUAUCUGCAGACAAUGAAUUCGAAUUUGAAUUUGAAUGGAUUUCUCUUGCCGAUAGCAGCCAUGAAUGUGAUAAGCAUUGUGCCGUUAUUAAUUCUGGCUCCUGUGCUGGAGUGUCUCAGCACUUGUCUCUUUCAUGCCAAAGGAAGUGGAUGGUCCCCUACUGUCUGUAUUGUUGCAGGUUAUGCAUCUGCCACCCUCUCCGUCAUGGUUGCUGGUUUUUUUGAGGUGUACAGGAAGCAUUUCCCUUUGGUGGAACAGACCCUUUCAGGCAAAGUUCUCCUUGUUUCCUCCAUGCCGUGCAUCCAUCUGGCUCCACAAUACAUCUUGCUUGGUUUGGCAGAAGCUCUGGCAACUCCCACCUGUUCCUUAAUUACGUAUAAGUUUGUGCCAGGCAGAAUUCGUGGAAUUGCCUUGCAAGCCUUGACUUUCUUCAAUGGAGCUGGCUGUAUUAUGGAGGCCUUUCUUGUUCAAGCAGCUUACGCUGGCUCACAAGGUGACUGGUUUCCAAAUAAUCUAAAUGAGGGCAAAUUGGAGCGAUUUUACUUUUUCUUGGCCUCAUUAAUGAUGAUUAAUACUUUAGGCUACUGGAGCAUUUCACACAGGUACACCAAUCUUCAGCAAGACUACGACGAAGGAUUCAGAGGGAGUCUUCUUCAAGAGCAACUUUUACAGCAUGAGAAAUCGCUUAUAUUUUAUGACAGCAUCCUGGAUUCUCCCUCUCCUUUGUCUCCCAUGGAGACUCUCCUAUGAAAUCUUGCUCUGAAAAUGACUGGUUGCGCACGCGGUGUAGUCAGUCAUUGGAGUAUUGUCUGUCAGAUUUUAAUGAUACAUUCCUUUCCGUGUUUAUGAACUGACUUAACAAUAAAUGGUUUGUUUACCUUUUUUUCAUGUCUACAUAGAUGGAUAUAUUGGAAAUCUCUGUGAAAGCAUCCAGACUUCAGCCUGGUCUUUAGCAAUUCCUUAUGCCUCCCUCCCUUUACUGAGACCCCUCCCAACAUGUGAAAUAACUUUUAAAGGGACAAGAGGACUACUUAUACCUUCACAUUCCGUGCGUGUGAGAGCGAGAGUGAGAAAGAGUUCACUCUAAAAAUGGCUUUUGUAUAUAAUAAAGUC
Rhineura floridana is the source of this 2918-nucleotide messenger RNA. It is a transcript of the gene SLC15A5, whose product is annotated as solute carrier family 15 member 5. Lineage: Eukaryota; Metazoa; Chordata; Lepidosauria; Squamata; Rhineuridae. The coding region runs from base 678 to 2555 and encodes 625 amino acids. The transcript is spliced from 12 exons. Gene Ontology annotation, molecular function: transmembrane transporter activity. Gene Ontology annotation, cellular component: membrane. The record is from RefSeq and is a predicted model, not a curated record. Gene Ontology annotation, biological process: transmembrane transport.